This is a messenger RNA of Suillus subalutaceus, 1694 nucleotides long. RefSeq names its product retinal short-chain dehydrogenase reductase. Bases 188 to 1303 code for a protein of 371 amino acids. Gene Ontology annotation, molecular function: oxidoreductase activity, acting on the CH-OH group of donors, NAD or NADP as acceptor. NCBI's taxonomy places the organism in Eukaryota, Fungi, Basidiomycota, Agaricomycetes, Boletales, Suillaceae. The transcript has 11 exons. The record is from RefSeq and is a predicted model, not a curated record.
AAACGACGUAGCCUCUCAGCGCCUAUCAGACGGAGUCUCAUUCAACUUUCUCUCUCCUGCUAUCGGCUGUGCCGUUCAGCAGCUCUUAUUUCUUCUUAUUCUAUCUUACCGUAUUAUCAAGUUUCUCAACUGCCCUGCACCCACUGAUCGGGUGUCAUCGUCAUCAUAUAUUCCAACCGCUUUAAAUAUGAACGCACCAUCCAGUUACGACCCUGCGCCAAUCUACGACAGCGUAGAUAUUGACAUGGUUGUCAAAGUUCUGUCGCAGACAGCUUUCAGCCCCUUCUUUACGUGUUUCAUACCCAUAUUCUACGUCUUUCAAGGUUACGAGUUCGCAGAUCCAGUUGUACUCGUUCCAUCCGUAUAUUGCGCAGCUGUUUCUGCUUUCUGGCUCUUGAAGUGGAUCUCACAGUUGUACCGCAAUCAAGGGAACUUUUUCUUCAAACCUAAACCCUUAGAUUGGAGCGAACAGAUUGUAGUCGUCACUGGAGGCGCUUCAGGAGUAGGUGAACUAUUAGCAAACACACUCGCUGUCCGCAACGUCACGGUUGUUGUACUUGAUAUCAACCCAAUUGUGACUGAAAACUAUAACAUCACUUAUUACCAAUGUGACGUUUCGAAGUGGGAGGAAGUCGAGGCCGUUUCAAAGAAGAUCAUCGAGGAGGUCGGUCAACCUACUAUGCUCGUCAACAACGCUGGCGUUGUGCAAGGAAAACUCAUCGUCGAUCUCAAACCAGAGGAUGUGUACCAGACAUUUGGUGUGAAUACCCUGGCCCAUUUCUGGACUUUGAAGGCGUUCUUACCGGGAAUGAUCAAAAACAAAACUGGUCAUAUUGUGACCAUGUCAUCUGUUAUGGGCUUCGUUGGCAGCGUCCAGAUGGCCGAUUAUAGCGCAUCAAAGGCGGCUCUGGUGACCUUGAACGAGUCACUGCGUUACGAGCUUGACAAAGUGUAUGAUGCGCCCGGGAUUCGUACCACUAUCGUUUGUCCAGGAUACAUCUUAACCCCCUUAUUCUCUACCAUCCAGCUGCCAUCCAACCCCUUCUUCCAAUUCUUCGCACCGUCCAUCGCGCCAGUGGCAGUAGUAAAGGCGAUCAUCACUGCACUUGACGCACAGCAGUCCCGAACUAUUUAUCUGCCGUUUUACACGAAUUUGUCACCGGUGCUUAGGAUGAUCCCCAGUUACCUUAGGGAUCUUUGCCAAAAGUUCUCCGGAGCUGAUCAUUCCAUGAGGAAUUUCACGAAGGUGACGGCACGCAGGCCGGAUGAGGAAGAUCUUCCCGUUAGUAACGGUAAAGAUUGAGGGUACUAUACCAACGCUGUCAAUGUCGCUGCAGCAAUAUACUGGAUAAACACAGCCAGAUUGUCAGUUUCCUAGUAUGAUCUGUCAAAAUUUCCAGUGUGUAGUGGUAAUAUCAUUGACAUUUCCUCGAUCGGUUAUCUCUGGUCAGGGGUUGAAACAUCGAAGCUGAACCGAACAAGUAGUAGAAGACCACUUGUAUGUGCGACUGCUGGCUGUGUGUUUUUCUCAUUCGACAUUAAUCCCUGGAUGUUAUGUUCUUACAGGAAUAUCAUAAAUGCCCUGUUGUGAAAUAAGAACUGGCUCGCGGCCGCCAUUGAACAGACUGCUAGCGCCGGGGAAAUGGGCACAAAAGUACAACAGUCAAAGCAGGCUGAGCAAAGGCAACUCCGAC